Molecule: messenger RNA, 2067 nt
Organism: Penicillium lagena
Lineage: Eukaryota; Fungi; Ascomycota; Eurotiomycetes; Eurotiales; Aspergillaceae
Product: acyltransferase
Exons: 2
Coding region: 1-2067 (688 amino acids)
Biological process (GO): phospholipid biosynthetic process
Cellular component (GO): endoplasmic reticulum membrane
Molecular function (GO): glycerol-3-phosphate O-acyltransferase activity; glycerone-phosphate O-acyltransferase activity
Source: RefSeq, a predicted model, not a curated record
AUGGCGGGCAGCUCGACCUCCCGCCGCAUGAUCCCAUGGCUGUACGAUCUGGUGCUGUGGCUCUUCACCUGGAGUCUGGACCUGUUCUUCCGGGAGGUCUACCCUCGAGGAGCCUGGAGGAUCCCCGAGAAGGGCCCGGUGCUGAUCGUGGCCGCGCCCCAUGCCAACCAGUUCGUCGACUCGGGCAUUCUGAUGCACCUGCUCAAGUCGCAAGCUAAGCGACGAUCUAUGAAUGAACCGUAUAUCGGAACCCUCGCAUCAUGCAUGGGCGCGCUCCCUGUCGUCCGGUCCAUGGAUUUGACCAAGCCGGGAAAAGGCAGCAUCUACCAACCUCACCCACACAGCGACCCCGCUUUGAUUCACGGGGUGGACACCGAUUUCACCCAGCCGUCGUUCAUGUCGGGGGGUUCGCUGACCGUCAGAGGCCCCGAUGGACCGAUGACGGCCUCGAUCGAAGAGAUCCAGGGGCCCACGGCCCUUCGGCUCAAGAAAGCAUUUGCCUCUCCUGUUCCAAAUGACCCCGGUCGCAAAGGGACUUCUUUCAAGAUUGCGCCCCAUGUCGACCAAAGCCAGAUGUUUGAUGCGGUCUACAGGGAGCUCUCCAACGGUGGGUGCAUCGGCAUUUUUCCCGAGGGAGGCAGUCAUGAUCGCUCGAAUCUGCUGCCCCUAAAAGCUGGCGCAGCUCUGAUGUCGCUCGGCGCGCUGGCCCGCGAUCCGGGUUGUGGGCUGUCAAUCGUUCCAUGUGGAAUGAACUAUUUCCAUGCGCAUAAAUUCCGCUCGAGGGCGGUCAUCGAAUUCGGCCGGCCGAUUCAUGUCCAUCCCGAUCAAGUGGAAGCCUUCAAAUUGGGAGGGAACAGUAAACGAAAUGCUGUGGGAUCUCUGCUUGAAACUAUCUAUGACGGCCUGGAGGCUGUCACGCAGAUUAGUCCAGACCACGAGACACUCAUUCUCGUUCAAUCCACACGAAAACUUUACAAUCCCAUCAGCAAGAAACUCCCGCUUCCGUUGGUCAUUGAAUUCAACCGUCGCCUGUUGAAGGGCUAUACUCGACACCGGGAUGACCCACGCAUCCAGGGCUUGAAGAAAGCCGUCAAGGAGUACAAUCGGCGACUGGAAUCCCUUGGAGUCAAAGACCACCAAGUGGAGUGGGGGAACUUGGAGGAGAAGCCGUGGUGGUUGACGCUGAUCACCUUAUUCUAUCGUCUAUGCAAGCUGUUUGUUCUGAGUAUCGGCACCCUGCCGGGCGUUCUACUCUUCUGGCCCGUGUUUGUGACGACCAAAGUGAUCUCGGAGAAGAAAAGACGGCUUGCGCUAGCGGCAUCAGUCGUCAAACUCCAAGGCCACGACGUCGUCAGCACCUGGAAAAUCCUCGUCGCGAUGGGACUCGCACCGACGCUCUACGCCUACUACACGAUUAUUGUAACGGCAUGGCUUCGAUACAAUCGCUAUGAUGGUUACUACACCCAAUCCGUGCCUUGGUGGUUGGUGGCACGAACGUAUGUGCCAGACAGCGUUUCACUUGGGGCAUUCGCCGUUAUUUUCUUUGGUUUGAUGAUUUCAGUCAGCUUCGCCGCAUUGCGAUUCGGUGAAAUCGGAAUGGAUAUCAUCAAAUCUCUGCCCCCGCUUCUGGUGGCUUUGAAUCCGCUAUCUUCGUCAUCUUUGGCGGAUCUCCGUGACAGUCGUGAGGCACUGUCGGAGCGGGUCACUGACACCAUCGACGAACUUGGCUUCGGCAUCCGUCCCGAUGAUGUCGAUGCUGAUAUCCCCACCGACCCUUACAAGGCGGAUGCAUACCAGUCCCAUCUGAAGAGUAUCCCGCCGAGCGAGCCCUCAAGUAGGGAGCGUAGCAGCAGCAGGUCUAGUGGACUUUCUGAUCAGACACGCUUGAAGGGACUCACUUCGCUUCCCUCCGAGGACGACUUGGAAGAAGUGGAUCGGAAGAUUCGGACCUUGAAGAGCAGAGGGAGACGGCAGACGCUUAGUGGCUUUGAGACGGGUGAAUCAAUUUUGAAAAUAUUGAACUACAAGACCCCAAGCGGCAAAGCAGAGGGGAAGAAAGAGCGCUGA